Molecule: messenger RNA, 1152 nt
Organism: Hibiscus syriacus
Lineage: Eukaryota; Viridiplantae; Streptophyta; Magnoliopsida; Malvales; Malvaceae
Product: ethylene-responsive transcription factor ERF060-like
Exons: 2
Coding region: 16-951 (311 amino acids)
Biological process (GO): regulation of DNA-templated transcription
Molecular function (GO): DNA-binding transcription factor activity; DNA binding
Source: RefSeq, a predicted model, not a curated record
UUCUAUUUUUUGGAUAUGGCAGCAACGAUAGAUAUGUAUAAUAGCAGCAGCAACUCAGUUUUUUCAGAUCCUUUUAGUGAAGAGUUAAUGAAAGCACUUGAACCUUUUAUGAAAAGUGCUUCUUCUCCAUCUUCUUCUUUAUCUAAAAUGGAUCCUGGAAUUUGUAACCCAUCGAGUACCCACGUGUUUUCUAAUCAUGGGUUCUUUAGCUAUAACAAUCCGGUGAGUUUUGAGCAAACAGGUUCAAUUGGGCUUAACCAGCUCAACCCUUCUCAAAUCCUUCAAAUGCAAGCUCAAAUCUAUCAUCAGCAGCAGCAGCAGGUUGAUUCUAUGGUUCCAAAAACAUGCCUUGGAAACCAGAGGCUCAACUUUCUUUUCCCAAAACCUGUCCCUAUGAAACACGUGUCUUCAACUCCUCCAAAGCCUGCAAAACUGUACAGGGGAGUGAGGCAGAGGCACUGGGGGAAAUGGGUUGCCGAAAUCAGACUCCCCAAGAACCGAACCCGACUCUGGCUCGGCACUUUCGAUACAGCCGAAGAGGCAGCUUUGGCCUAUGACAAAGCUGCUUAUAUGCUCCGAGGAGAGUUCGCCAGGCUCAAUUUCCCCCACCUCAAGCAUCAAGGACUCCAUCUUUCUGGCUUCAAACCCCUCCAUUCCUCGGUUGAUGCAAAGCUACAAGCCAUCUGUGAGAGCCUGGAGAAACAAGGGAAACCAGAAUCAAAACCCAAGGUGAAGAGCGAGGAGUUGGAUCUGUCUCCAAAGUUACCCCAUCUAAAAGUCGAGAAUUCACCGGAUUUAUCCGAUGAAUCACUGGCAGGGUCUUCUUCAUCAGAAUCCGGUAUCACUUUCUUGGAUUUCUCUGAUUCGAAGUGGGGAGACGAUGAGAACUUCAGUUUGGAAAAGUUCCCUUCGGUUGAAAUUGAUUGGGAAGCCAUCAGUGAACUCUCUUAAGUCUUGAAAACAAAAUUACAGCUACUAUCGUGUAAUCUUUUUCUUGUACUAGCCUCUACAAUUAAAUUUUUGACAUUUGUAGAGUUUGCUACAGUGUAUUAUUAGGUGUCAAUGUGUUGUAAGAGAGGUCUUGCUGGUACUUUUUAUCCAAGCAACGCCCCUUUGGAGACCUUCCAAGCUUAUGUUCUGCUGUAUUAUUAU